AGCGAAGAUUUUUCGGUACCAUUACCACGUCGUGAAGUCACUGGAGACGCUUCCGAAACCGCAAUUUUGAAAUAUUGUGAGCUGAUUCUUGGAGAUGGUGGGACGAGAAAAAUGCGCGAGAAAAUGCCAAAAGUGGCUGAGAUCCCAUUCAAUUCUACCAACAAAUAUCAAGUAUCAAUUCAUCAAAAUGGAGAUCGAUUUUUGCUGGUCAUGAAAGGUGCCGCUGAGAAAAUACUGAAAGCCUGUUCGUCCACACUUAUUGGAGGUGAAGAAGCAGCAAAAGACAAAAAGUUUGAAGAGGAUUUUAAAAAGGCUUACGAACAACUUGGUGGAUUUGGAGAGCGUGUGCUUGGCUUUUGCGACCUAGAAUUGGAUCCAGAAAAGUUUCCCAAAACGUUUGUUUUCAAUACCGACACUCCGAAUUUCCCACUAACAAAUUUGAGGUUUCUUGGAUUCAUGGCAAUGAUUGACCCACCACGUCCAGGAGUCCCGCAGGCCGUUCGCCUAUGUCAGUCGGCCGGCAUAACGGUAAUUCUUGAUUCUUCAAUGCGCGAUUGUUUGUAAUA
Strongylus vulgaris is the source of this 566-nucleotide messenger RNA. Lineage: Eukaryota; Metazoa; Nematoda; Chromadorea; Rhabditida; Strongylidae. The record is from the annotation of a GenBank genome assembly.